Aegilops tauschii subsp. strangulata is the source of this 387-nucleotide messenger RNA. Lineage: Eukaryota; Viridiplantae; Streptophyta; Magnoliopsida; Poales; Poaceae. The record is from RefSeq and is a predicted model, not a curated record.
AUGCGGGUGCGGGUUAUCGGGCACGGCCCGAACGUGCAACGGGGCGGGGCGCUGGGCGCGCACGGCGCACGCCGGCGCCGGCGGCCAGGGCCAGGGGAGGCGGGGCUCCGACGAGCCACCGAAAAGCGGCGGCGGAGCAGCGCGGGCAGAGCAGAGGCGAACGGCGGAGGCGAGGCUGCGGGCGUGCGGGCGGGGUCGCCGAAGGAGGGAAGGGCCUCGGGGACGGAGUGGCCGGAGCGGGACGGCGGCGGCACAGCCCGCGGGCAGGGCGGCACGGAGAGGAGCGCGGCGGACGCGAGCCCGUCCGGAGCUCGGGCGCGGGGCGCACGGGGGAAAGGGGGGCACGCGGCGCGAAGUCGACGCGGGCGCGCGGGCGAGCGCGUCUGA